AUGGAGCACGCCAGGGAGGGCCUGGUGGGGCUCGAGGGCGGCGAUCGGGGAGGGGUUGUUCAAGGAUACACCCCUGUCCAUUCCCAUGUUCAACUUUACCUUGUGCAGAUCGUGCUGGUCGUGUCGAUGUGCUUCGUGCUGGGCCAGAUCGUCAAGAAGUGGAACCAGCCCCGCGUGAUUGCCGAGGUUAUUGCAGGCGUGCUGCUCGGGCCAAGCGCGUUCGGGGCUAUCCCUGGGUUCACCAGCACCCUGUUCCCCGACGAAUCGCUCGAGGCUUUGACCCUCACGGCACACCUGGGUCUGAUCCUGUUUUUGUUUAUCGUUGGCCUGGAGCUGGACCCCGCCCUCCUCAAGUCCAACGCGAAGAAGGCUGGCAUCUUGUCCAUCACGGGGCAGGCUGUCACUUGGGUGCUGUCGCUCGGAGUGUCGCAGACAAUGAUCGCGUUGAUGGACGACGUCGAGGCUACCACGUCGUUUGUGCUCUUCAUCGGCGUCUCUCUCUCCGUCACGGCGUUCCCCGUGUUGUCCCGCAUCCUGGGCGAGAACUCCCUCCUCAACACCACCGUCGGGGCCCUGGUCAUCUCGGCCGCCUCUGUCGACGAGGCCUGCGUGUGGUGCCUCUUGGCGCUCGUGGUGUCCACGGUCAACGCCGGGAGCCCCCUCGACGCCUUCUACGUGUUCCUCCUCCUGGCCUUCUUCGUCGCGGUCAUGCUGACCGUUGUGAAGAAGGCGCUGCUGGUAGUGGUGCGGCGGGUGUCGGGCGAGGACACGGGCCCACCCUCCCGCGGCGUGGUGAUCCUCUGUCUGCUGCUGACCCUUGUGGCGGCCUGGGUGACCGACUUCAUCGGCAUCGACGCCAUUUUCGGGGCCUUUGUUGCGGGCAUCAUCGUGCCGAGGGAGCACAGCCUGCACGUGCGCAUCGUCGAGCUGGUGCAGGACGUGGUGUCGGUGCUGCUGCUGCCGCUCUACUUCGCGGUGUCCGGCCUGAAGACGGACCUCACUCUCCUGGACAGCGCCACCUUGUGGGGCAUCUGCGCGCUCACCAUUUCCGCCGCCUGCUUGGGGAAGAUCGGUGGCGGCUCCGCCGUGGCGAGAUUUUUCGGCAUGACCCCGCGCGAGUCGCUGGCCGUUGGCGUUCUGAUGAACACGAGGGGGCUUGUGGAGCUCAUCAUCCUCAACAUCGGCCUCGACGCAGGAGUGCUCACCGAGGAGGUGAUGGCGAUCAUGGUGGUUAUGGCCUUGGUCACCACGUUUUUGACGGCACCCCUAUCGUCUUUCGUCUAUCCCCUCAAGUACCACACCGUUCCUGGCCGUAAACGCCGCCGCCGGGCGUCCGAGGAGUCCGCGGCCACGAAGAACAGCCUCUCUCGCAGGCUCUCCUCCAUCCCGGAGCUCGGCGAGUUCGCUCAAGAGCGGCUCACGCUCAUGGUUCUCGUCGCGAACCCCGCCGCCCUCGACGCGGUCACGAGGAUAGCGAGGUUAUUCAGCGGGAACCAGCCGGCAGACAAGAAUGCUGCCGGAACGACCCCUCGGCGGAAAGGAACCGGCGCACUUGCGGACAGAGAGGACGGACCGGUCGUGCACGCGCUCCGGCUUGUUGAGAACACCGACCGCUUCUCGAGCGACAUGCGAGCGCUGGAGAAGGGCGAGACCCUGAACAAGGACGGCCUCGCCGGCAUCCUCCAGGGAUUCCUCGGGCUGCUCAUGAUCAGGGUCAAGUCGCACAUCUCGGUGGGCACCCCGACCGACUUCUGCCAGGACGUGGCCCGCCUGACGGACGAACACGGCAUCUCGACGGUCGUCUUUCCCUGGGACGCCGGGACGACGCACCCGAGCGCGCAGCUCGCCAGGGUGGAGAAGCUCAUUGAAACCACCCAGCCGCAGUUCGUACUAGCGUUCAACUGCCAAACCGUGCUGGCGGCAGGCGGCCUGAGCUUGAUGGUUCCGUUCUUCGGCAGCGACGACGACGUCGCGGCCCUCCUUCUCGCCCUCGCCAUCGUUGCUCGCGACACGUCGGCGGAAGUGGUCGUUCUGUCUUUCCUCGAGCCCGAGAACCCGGCGACGGGGUCGCGGGAGGUGGACAAUUCCCGGCAAGAGAACGGAUCCGUCAUGACCGCGUUCGAACAAGGACCCCCGGGAGACACCGACCUGGAAACGGGCGGCGCCGUGGCCGUGCAACCGGGGUCGAAUCCCGGCACCCCAGCUCCGACCGCCGCCGCUGCCGCUGCCACCCCCACGGUCGGGGGCAACGGUAGCAGCGGGGCAGCUUCUACUGCUACUGCUACUGCUUCCGCCGGGGUAGUCGGGUCCGACACGCGCAGCUCAUGGUCGGCCCGCGAGCUCCUGGCGAGAGCGGAGGGGCUCCCCCAGGUUCGCGUUACGCCGGCGUGGUCCCUGACCGCGGCGCUCGGCGCGAUGUCGUCGUCUUCGUCGACCGUGAAGUCGGAGGCACCCUCGAUCGUCCAGCAGGUGGCCACCGCACAGUCCAUCGGGCUCGUGCUCUGCGGCUGCGCCGGGUCCGGGCAGCCGCCGCUGGUGACGGUGCCCGGGCAGCAGCAGGGGGGGGGAGGAGGGGCGGCGGGCGCCGGCGCCGGCGCCGGUGCCGGUGCCGGUGCCGGUGCCGGUGCCGGUGCCGGUGCCGGUGCCGGUGUCGGUGCCGGGAGCAGCGACGUGCCGCUUGCCGGGACGAGGUCGGUGCACGGGAAGUGGCCAUCGCUGGGAAGCCGGCACGGACCCGGCUCGCUCAUGACGCGCAGCUGGCACGGGAAGUCGCGGCACCACGCCCGCGGGAGCCACCGCGCUCGCGAGGCCGCCGCCGCCGCCGCCGCCAGCAACGCCCGCCUCGGAGGGAGCCGGCCGGGGUCCCACUCGAGGCAGAGCGGCUUGGCGUCGGCGGUGAAAGGGGUGAUCAACACCGCCCUGUGGGACAUCGUCGGGGACGUUGCGGCGGGGCUGGUUGUUUGGGGAGCCUCGCAGCAUGGCCUGUGCGUAACGCCGGUUGUGUGCCCGGUUAUCGAAUGUGCUACGUGA
Molecule: messenger RNA, 3030 nt
Organism: Ectocarpus siliculosus
Lineage: Eukaryota; Phaeophyceae; Ectocarpales; Ectocarpaceae
Source: the annotation of a GenBank genome assembly